Vollenhovia emeryi is the source of this 915-nucleotide messenger RNA. RefSeq lists its product as uncharacterized. The record is from RefSeq and is a predicted model, not a curated record. The transcript has a single exon. Bases 1 to 915 code for a protein of 304 amino acids. NCBI's taxonomy places the organism in Eukaryota, Metazoa, Arthropoda, Insecta, Hymenoptera, Formicidae.
AUGAACAAUGCUAAACAAAAGCAAAUGGAAGAUAACAGUCAAUCUGAAGUUAUUUCAGAUGACAAUAAUGUUGAUCGAUUAUCACAAAGUAUACAGGCUUCUACGGAGGAUAUCAAUGAUAAUGAAUCAGAUGAGUUAAAUGAAGACGUCUACUUACGUAUGGCUCUGACAGAAUGGGCUUCUCGUGGUGUCUCAAAAAGAAAAGUAAACAGUUUGUUAAGUAUUUUGCGCAAGGUACAUCCAGAACUUCCUAAUACAUAUGUAACCUUAUUGGAUACACCUAAGACCACGGCAGUAUAUGAGAUUGAUAGUGGGCAUGUCUGGUAUAAGGGAGUAAAAAGAAAUUUGAAUAUCUUUUUGACUGAAGAAUAUUUACACACUCAUGGACGAAUACAAUUGGAUAUCAACAUAGAUGGGAUACCUUUGGAUAGUUGCUCAAAAUUGCAUUUUUGGCCCAUUCUAGGAUCUUUGGCUAAUAAGACUUGUGAGCCUUUCAUUAUUAGUGUUUAUUUUGGCAUAGAGUCGAAGCCGUCAACACUAGAACAGUUUUUAGAGAAAUUUGUUGAAGAGAUGGAGCAACUUUUCACAAAUGGUUUCACAUUUAAUGGACAUGUCUAUGAUGUAUCUAUACGUAACUUUAUUUGUGAUGCUCCAGCGAGAUCAUUCCUGAAGUGUACUAUUGGACAUAUUGGAUUAUUCUCUUGUGAAAAAUGUGAAGUUCAAGGUGAAUGGUAUCAUAACAGGAUGGUUUUUUUUAACACUGGACAGAAACGUACAGACCAAUCAUUUAUUGACCGAAGAAAUCCUGAGCACCACCAAGGAUUAUCACCAUUACAAGAACGACUCAACGACUCAACAUUGGAAUGGUAUCUCAAUUCAGGCUUGAUUAUCUUCAUCUUGUGUGCAUUGGUGUAA